AUGCCCUCGACAGACCCGCUCCUGCGCCAUCUACACUCGCCGCUCGACCGCCUCAGCCUCUGCGAUCAGGGCAACACGUCGCUAAGCGUCAAUCCCGGCGUUGCUUUCAGGUCGCUUUCGGCAGAGCGCGAUCCGACCUUCGCCCGCUUCGACGCCAACGCCACUGCCUUCAAAGAACUCGAAGCGACGCAACCGCACAUCUCGAGGCGUACUUCUUCCGCGUCUUCCAAGGUCAUCUUCGACGAGGUCGACGAGAUGAGCGAGUGCGAGGUCGCCAACGAGAUCGCUCGCCUCGAAGUCAAGCUCGCCGCUUUGAGGGAGAGGCAGCGCUGUCUCGUCCAGGACAAGGGGGCUACGGGGAGCACGGGGUCCAGCGAGGAGUAA
Molecule: messenger RNA, 384 nt
Organism: Rhodotorula toruloides NP11
Lineage: Eukaryota; Fungi; Basidiomycota; Microbotryomycetes; Sporidiobolales; Sporidiobolaceae
Exons: 3
Coding region: 1-384 (127 amino acids)
Source: RefSeq, a predicted model, not a curated record